This is a messenger RNA of Condylostylus longicornis, 3010 nucleotides long. It is a transcript of the gene p115, whose product is annotated as general vesicular transport factor p115. Lineage: Eukaryota; Metazoa; Arthropoda; Insecta; Diptera; Dolichopodidae. The transcript is spliced from 5 exons. The coding region runs from base 384 to 2942 and encodes 852 amino acids. Gene Ontology annotation, biological process: endoplasmic reticulum to Golgi vesicle-mediated transport; intracellular protein transport; transcytosis. The record is from RefSeq and is a predicted model, not a curated record. Gene Ontology annotation, cellular component: cytoplasm; endoplasmic reticulum; Golgi stack.
AAAAACACCAUUAAGCCAAUAUUAAGUGUGUUAUAAAAGAAGUGCUAAAUUAGGAUAUUUAUUUCCACCUGCCAUUAAAAUCAUAGAAAUUUAUGAUUACAUAAAUAGUCGUAUACAAUUCUCUUGCCAGAAAAAAAGAUUUUCUAGCGAGAGACUGUACACGACAAACUUGUUAUAUGCAAUUCGUGAUGAAGAAGGUUUUUCAAAAAAAAAAUUUUCUUUAAAAUUUUGAAAAGUUGGCAACAUUAUCUAAUUUGCUAUACUACUAAUACGUGUCUUUUCUAUAUUUGUUUAUGUUGAGAAUUAUUAUUUGUAUUCCACUUUAAAUAUAGUUAAAUACAAGUUUUAUUAUUAUUAAAAAUUUAGUUUUUUCACUACUUCGGAUGGAUUUUUUGAAGAGUGGAUUGAAAACUGUUCUUGGAACGCAAGAACCAGGUCAACAACCCUCGGGAGCGGAAACUGUGGAACGCUUAGUUGAUCGGGUAAACUCCUCUACACUUCUAGAUGAUAGACGGGAUGCUUGUCGUGCUCUCAAAGCUCUAUCAAGAAAAUAUCGAAUUGAGGUUGGUGCUCAAGGAAUGUCCGCUCUAAUCCAAGUAUUACAAAUGGAUCGGACAGAUAAUGAAAUCGUUGGAUAUGCUUUGGACUCUUUAUGCAAUGUAAUGUCACCUGAACAAUUUGAUGAAGAAGCUGAUAAUCCUACAGUGUCCAUCAAUGUUGGAGAACAAUUUACGGAAAUGUUUAUAAAAACACCUGAAAAUGCUACAGUGGCGCUGAGUUAUUUAGAAGAAUAUGAUUUUCAAGUCAGAUGGUCAGCUAUUAAACUUAUAACCACACUUUUAGCUAAUAAAACAAAAGAAAUUCAAGAAAUCGUGCUAGUUAGCCCUAUGGGUGUGUCCAAACUAAUGGAUCUCUUAGUAGACAGCCGAGAAGUAAUUAGGAAUGACGCUCUCCUUCUCCUUAUACAACUAACAAAAGGUAAUGCAAAUAUACAGAAAAUUGUUGCUUUCGAAAAUGCAUUUGAUAGACUGUUCGAUAUUAUACGGGAUGAGGGCUGCUCCGACGGUGGAAUAGUUGUGGAAGAUUGCCUGAUUUUAAUGAUAAAUCUGUUAAAAAAUAAUUCAAGCAAUCAGCAAUUUUUUAAGGAAGGUUCUUAUAUCCAAAGAUUGUCACCUAUGUUCAAGAUAAGCCCAGAAACUGAAGAAACUGGUUGGACGCCUCAGAAAGUUUCAAACAUGCAUUGCAUGUUACAAGUUGUCCGUUCCCUUGUCAGCCCAAGCAAUCAAUUUCAUGUUAUUGCAUCAUGUCAGAGAGAUAUGAGAGUCUGCGGACUCUUAGAAGCUUUGGCAAACAUUUUAAUGGGAAGUGGUGUUCCAGCCGAUAUCUUGACUGAAACCAUAAAUACAGUUGGUGAAGUUAUGCGCGGAGACAUUAGCAACCAAGAAUAUUUUAGCACCAUAACUGCACCUAGCAAUCCACCACGUCCAGCUGUCGUAGUUUUACUUAUGUCAAUGGUGAACGAAAAACAACCAUUAACUUUAAGAUGUGCUGUGCUGUAUAGUUUUGAAUGCUUUUUCUAUAAAAAUGAAAUAGGACAAGCUGCUUUAGUUCAAACAUUAUUGCCGUCAAGUUCUGAAGUUUCUAAUUUAACAACAGGUCAGUUGUUGUGCGGGGGCUUAUUCUCAACAGAUGUCUUAGCGAAUUGGUUUUCAGCUGUUGCUCUGAUGCAUGGUUUGCUUGAUAACUCGGCACAAAAAGAACAACUGCUAAGGGUGCUUUUGGCUACUUCACCUGGCAGUCAACCAGUUUCGUUGCUGCAGCAGUGCACACAAUUGUUGCAGCAAGGAAAAUACAAAUUACAAAGUAAAAUUGGUCUUUUAAUGUUACUCAGUACUUGGCUCAGUCAUUGCCCUGUAGCAGUAAAAGCUUUUUUGUCAGCACCAGGUUGUAUUGCUUAUUUAUUAGCUCAGAUUGGCGCAAAUGAGCAUGAUGAAAAUGAAUAUUUAGUACAAGGGUUAUGUACAUUUCUUAUGGGUAUUUGCAUACAAUUUAAUGAUAAUUCAUUGGCUAAUUACAAGAAGGAAGAUAUAUGUCAGUUAAUUAUAAAACGAAUUGGAUUAGAGUAUUUUAUUGCUAAGUUAGGAGAUGUUUCCAAGCAUGAAGCUUACAGUAGAGCAGCAAAGCAACCUCAAAUAAGAAUAAAAUCAUCGUCAGAGCUUUUAUUAGAUUACGAAUUUUGCAAAUUAUUCAAAACUUUGGAAGCAAGUAUUUCAAAAAUGUUAAAUUAUUGCGAUCCAAAUAGUGCUAAUUUGACGGAACUUACUUUAAGUAGUGAAGCUUCUGACUUAGUUGGCCAAUACAAGGAUGUUAUAAGAGGAUUAGAUACUGAAACUAAAACAUUAAAAGAAAAAUUACAAAUAUUAGAGAAAGAAAAUGAUAACUUAAAAAUCCAAAUUGCAAAUCUUCAGCUGUCUAAUGCUCAGUUUUCAGAUCAAAAUAUUUUAUUAAAAGCACAACUUACAGCUGCUUCAGCUAGUAAUAACCACGAGGCAAUUGAAACUAUUAAUGUUACUCAAACUCGUGGUGAGUUAGAAUUUUACAGGAGCGCAAAUGUUAAAAUGGUAGAGGAAAUUGAUUCCUUACAAGGAAAAUUAAUUGCCGAAACAGAAAAAGUUAGAAUUAAAGAAGAAGAACUUGAAAAGCUCCACAAGGAUCAAGAAAACUUACUUGAACUAUUGACUGACCAAGAAAAUAAAAUUAGUAGAUACUGUUCUCUUUUAAGAGAAGCAGGUCACCCUGUCGAAAGUGAUGAGGAGUGUGAUGACGAAGAACUCGAUUCGAAUGAUAUAACUGAAAACAAAAAACCCGAAAAUGCCAUAAAUGAAAAAAUAUCCACUAAUGUAAAUUGUAAAUCAGAAAGUAUUGAACAUUCUGUAAAUUAAGGGAAGUUGUUAAAUUUAAUGCGUAAUUAAUAAACUUAUUCGAACUUAAAAGACUUUUGUCAAUAAUU